UGAAAGUGAAUCUUCACCUAGUUCAAGCUCUGCACGAAUCAUUUGUCGUCAUGGAAGCGGCUGUCGUGACAAAAAUGAUCGUCAGCAUUGCUCAAAAUUUUCACAUCCAGAUGAAAGUGAAUCUUCACCUAGUUCAAACUCUGCACGAAUCACUUGUCGUCAUGGAAGCGGCUGUCGUGACAAAAAUGAUCGUCAGCAUUGCUCAAAAUUUUCACAUCCAGAUGAAGAUCGAAAUCAAGGUCAUAGAGGCUCAAAUCAAGAUAAAACGUCAUGUCGACAUGGUAAUAAAUGCUUUGAUAAAAAUCCUCAACAUCGCUCUAAAUAUUCGCAUCCAGACAAAAAAUAG
Molecule: messenger RNA, 346 nt
Organism: Rotaria socialis
Lineage: Eukaryota; Metazoa; Rotifera; Eurotatoria; Philodinida; Philodinidae
Source: the annotation of a GenBank genome assembly